AAAUAAACGCGGUCGAAUAUAGCCUUUGCUCGCCUUCCAAUGAAAGGACAGAAAAUGGCAGAGGUCGCCAGUUGUUUUUGAGGUGUUGUCUGUUUGACAGGAAUUUUACUGCGUAAUCCGACGAAUUCCUAGUAAUUUUGCUCCGUAUAUAAAAAAACAGGUCUUACCAUUGACCAACAGAACUGAGAAGUUCUACCAGAGUGAAGAAGGGGAUGAGCUUGAGACGUCGGUCCUUGCGACUUCGUAGUGGUUUGCGAGAAGAAAGAAGAAGGAUGCCCCGCCCGCGGACCCGAGGCGUAGCGAGAGGUGUGGGCUCUCAGCAGGAGCCUAUUGAUGUGGAAGAUGCACCUGCCAUAGUAGACUUGACCAGUGAUCACCAUGAUGCUGAUGAUGAUGUUGUAGUCUGUCAUGUCAAUGACGAAGUGGUUGACUUAACGCGACCUCACCACGCACAGCCCAACAACUCCAUGUUGCCACUAUACCUAAAUGGCCGGCAGCACCAAGGACAGCUUCAGUUGGACACAGAAGUGUUAGUUAGCGAUGACGAGGUCACGAUAGAAUCUGAGCGACUCCCUGGUCCCAGGCUCCUGGACUUGUUUCGUGAUGAAGCCCCAGGACCAUCGACAAGUGCUAGUUCCCCACCAAAGACAAUUUCCUGUCCCGUGUGCCUAGACGACGAGAGACAGAUCCGCGUUACAGGUCGUAGGCUGAUGUCAACUGUGUGUGGACAUGUUUUCUGUGAGUCCUGCUUGAAGGAAGCUUUGCAGACACAAAAGAAAUGUCCCAACUGUAGGAAGAAGUUAACUGUGAAACAGAUCCAUCCCAUCUUCAUAUAAAAACAUGUAUAGUUUCCCUACUCCAAUGUAAAUAACAGCCAAGGAUGUUUCCCAAAGUUUCCAUGGUUCCCUAUCCAGUCAUUUCAUGAAACAACAAUAGCGUAAAUGAGACUUUGUGGUUAUGAUCAUGUUUUUUUGUUGUUAAAAUCAAUCCAAGUUUAUGAUAAGAGGACUGGGAACAUUCUUUGGCCUGGCAUAACAUUUGACAAUGUUAUUGCUAUUACGUGUACAUUGUACCAAACAGUCCACUGAGUUUUAAAGACAUUGUAGGAAGAGCAGGCUAUUCAUGGAGCACUCUUUCUCUCAUGUAGGAGUUCCUCUCAACAAUCCGGUUUAUGUUGGAAUGUGUUUCCUGGUAGUUUAAGAUUAUCACUUAUGUUGAAAUACUUGUAUUUAUCAUCUGAUACUAGGUACUACUGGAAAAAACAAUACUUCUUCCAGCUAAAGCACUUGAUACUUAAGUUGACUUAAGAAGAUUUAUGAAAGGGAGCUUUAUCCAUUAUCUACUUGAAGUGUUACAAAUGAUGGCUUGGUGAUGGACCUUAGUAUACCUGAUUAACACACAUUAAAGGCUACAGCUAUGCAAGGCAUCGUGCCCAUGUAACAGAGAACCAGUUCAAGAUUGAUAACAAUACUCAUACUGCAAAGUUUUCUAGCAUUUCUUAUAAGUUCUAUAUGGUAAUGUCCCAAGUCAUUGUUUACUGCAUUUUUUUUAAAAUGCUUUAUAUCCGAAACAGAUCUGAACCUGUGCAAGUAUCUUCUAUGUCUCAAUGUAGGCUCGAAAAAAAUACAACAACAUAAUUUACAUUUUUGCUACACAGAAUAUAAGUUAGGGUUAAUGACCUGCCCUGAGGUGUAUACUUAGCCAUCCAUGAAUUAUGGCGCCGUAUUAUAUGGUGCCAUAAUUCAUGGAUGGUUCCUAUAACCAACAAAUGAAUGGCCAAGUCUGCAUAAUGGUGGUUUAUGAGAUGAUUAUAGGAACUGACCAUGAAUUAUGGCACUGUAUACAUUAAAGCUAUACAUGUAUAUGGGAUAUUAUUGACCUGGGUUAUUGGAAAAAUGGAGCCUUCUGGUUGCUCUGACAGUCGAUGUCUUCUGGCUAUAUUAUAAUACAUCAUUGUAGUUCACAAUCACUUAGUGUUACAACUUGGGAAUGUUUCAUGAAUUUUUUUCUGUGUGUACAAACAUCCAAUCAUACAGCUCUUAUCUUUACAGUUGAAUUAUUGCUGAAUACGGUGUUUUUAUUAAUUCUUGUACAUAUUUAUUAAUUUGUGGACAGCAAGUGCAAAGCUGUUACCAGAAUGAUUUUUCCCGUUCAAUAAGUUGAUAGUUACCUUCUAAGUUCAAGUUUGUUAGCAUAUAAGUUGUUAAGAGGUAAAUGGAUAAUACUACACUCUUCCAUGUUUAGGGAAAUGCAUUGAGCACUUUCUUAGAUCAUAUUCAAUAUUUCCUUUUUAUGGUUAAGUAUGCCAUCUAGAUAUAAAGUAUUAAUAAACUGUACAUCCUUUACACAUGAACAUAUACUGUAGUAAAUUUAGUGUUUCCAUUAUAUUGAUUAUGUAUGAUGUUAAUAAAGUAUAUUGUGUCAAAGUUUUA
Molecule: messenger RNA, 2432 nt
Organism: Branchiostoma floridae (Florida lancelet)
Lineage: Eukaryota; Metazoa; Chordata; Leptocardii; Amphioxiformes; Branchiostomatidae
Product: E3 ubiquitin-protein ligase RNF4-like
Exons: 4
Coding region: 213-836 (207 amino acids)
Biological process (GO): positive regulation of transcription by RNA polymerase II
Molecular function (GO): transcription factor binding
Source: RefSeq, a predicted model, not a curated record